UGGUAACACUUCUCGCUUACCGAGGUUCUUUUUGACAGGUAUAUCAAGCAGCAUUCAUUGAGAUUUGCGGAUAUUUAAUAUUAUUUACAAAGAAACGGCGACGACAUGAGGCCAUUAAUGCUGCACGGACAUGAGCGUUCUAUAACGCAAAUUAAAUUUAACAGGGAAGGUGAUUUGCUCUUCUCGUGUUCUAAAGAUCAAAAGCCUAACGUGUGGUAUUCACUAAAUGGCGAACGUUUGGGUACAUAUGAUGGACAUCAGGGUACUGUUUGGUGUUUAGAUGUUGAUUGGACAACGUCGAAACUCAUAACUGGGGCGGGUGAUAUGACAACGAAAAUUUGGGACGUUGAAUUAGGUUCAGUCACAGCAUCGAUAGCAACUAAAUCUAUGGUGCGCACAUGUCGUUUUAGUUAUUCCGGCAAUCAAGCCGCAUAUUCUACAGAUAAAGCUAUGGGACAAAACUCAGAAUUAUUUAUUAUUGAUGUACGCACAGCCGAUUCUUCAAUUGCAGAACAGAGUCCAAUAUUAAGGAUUCCCAUGUUACAAACCAAAAUUACAUCAAUGUUGUGGGGACCACUAGAUGAAACUAUUAUUACUGGUCAUGAUAAUGGACAAAUAUCAAUUUGGGAUAUACGCAAAGGUAGAGAAAUAAAUUCUGUCAAUGACCAUACCGCAGGUAUUAAUGAUAUGCAGAUGAGUAAAGACGGUACUAUGUUCGUAACUGCAUCAAAGGAUACAUCAGCUAAAUUAUUUGAUUCUGAAUCUUUAAUGUGUUUAAAAACAUACAAAACUGAGAGACCAGUAAAUUCGGCGUCAAUUAGUCCGAUCCUGGAUCAUGUUGUUUUAGGCGGUGGUCAAGAUGCUAUGGAAGUUACAACUACAUCGACUAAAGCAGGCAAAUUCGAUUCAAGAUUUUUCCAUUUAAUAUAUGAAGAAGAAUUCGCACGUCUUAAAGGACAUUUCGGUCCAAUUAAUAGUUUAGCCUUUCAUCCUGAUGGUAAAAGUUAUGCAUCAGGAGGCGAAGAUGGUUUCGUUCGUCUGCAGACAUUUGAUAGUUCAUAUUUUGAAAACAUUUUCGAGUAAUUUCCAAACAACUUAUACA
Molecule: messenger RNA, 1102 nt
Organism: Teleopsis dalmanni
Lineage: Eukaryota; Metazoa; Arthropoda; Insecta; Diptera; Diopsidae
Gene: eIF3i
Product: eukaryotic translation initiation factor 3 subunit I
Exons: 3
Coding region: 106-1083 (325 amino acids)
Biological process (GO): cytoplasmic translational initiation
Cellular component (GO): eukaryotic translation initiation factor 3 complex, eIF3m; cytoplasm
Molecular function (GO): protein binding; RNA binding; translation initiation factor activity
Source: RefSeq, a predicted model, not a curated record